CCGCGGCUUAAAUCCAGUCGCGCGGGCAACUUUGCAGCGUGUGGUUGCGUCGUGUUGUAUCGUUGUCUCGCUUUGCGUCGCGUCGUGUCGUGUUGUGGUGGUGGCGGUGCCGUUGACGGUGACGGAGGCGGCGGCUGCAACGCUGACGGUGGUUUACAUUCGGGGAAUUUUCUUGUGCGUGACAAUAUUACCGAAACCUAACUCAACUCUAAACCUGAUACAGCGUCUUAACAAUAACACGCGCAAGUGUGACGUAUGCGUGAAUUCUUUCGGUGCCCUCGCGAAGUUGUGCAGUGUCGCGUGGUGUCUCUUUCCGCUUCUCUCUUUCUCCGUCCACUUAUCCCUCCGGCCCUUUAAUUCCCCCAAAGUAUAAAUAUUAUCGAUCGGUGCGACAGGAUAGUUGGAAAAAUUAAACAUAGUGUCAGGAAAAACUGGGAUUGGCGUUGCCUGGCGUGUAGCUGAUGCCAAGGUGCUGUUGAGGCUCACCAUCGAUCUCUGAGAUCCGGGGAAUGACAAAAAGCCGGAGUCAACAGCGGAUGCCUGAAAUGCGUGACCUGCGUGUCUAACGCAGAUGUAAAUCAAUGAAUCUGGGAUCCUAAGUUGGCUGAUCGCGAGCUUCGCGAUGGACGGAGGAUUGAAGCAAUCCUCCGCAAGUUUCACCGCGGGCCACGAACUCGGCUCGGAGACGACGGGUUCCGCUGAGGAAGGCAUCCUCCUUGCCAGGGUGCACGUGCCUGAGCUCAACGUCAGCAAAUGUCUUCAAUUCCCGAAGGAUCAGCUUGUCUGGGAUGUCAAGCAGCAGUGUCUCGCCUCGCUACCCAAGGUGGCUACUUGGUACAGGGAACUCAAGGAAAGUUUCAACUAUGGGCUGUUCUGCCCACCAGUUAACGGAAAAGCGGGAAAAUUCCUGGACGAAGAACGUCGUUUGGGGGAUUAUCCGUUUAACGGACCAGUGGGCUACCUAGAGUUGAAGUACAAAAGACGUGUGUACAAAAUGCUUCAUUUGGAUGAGAAGCAACUAAAAGCAAUGCACACCAGAGCAAACCUCCGAAGACUGCUGGAUUACGUAGCUAAUAGUCAAGUAGAAAAAAUAGCUAAAAUGUGCAGCAAAGGACUCGAUCCAAAUUUUCAUUGUCAAGAAUCAGGUGAAACCCCGCUAACGUUGGCAGCUACCCUAAAAAAACCGUCCAAAGUGAUCAUCGCAUUGGUGAAUGGUGGAGCCCUCCUAGAUUACCGAACAAAAGAGGGACUGACGGCUAUGCAUCGGGCCGUCGAGCGAAAUAGCUUAGACGCGGUGAAAACGUUGUUGGAACUGGGGGCUAGUCCAAAUUACAAGGACACCAAAGGCUUGACACCGCUUUACUACAGCGUCACGUACAAGACGGAUCCUAUGCUCUGCGAAACUCUCCUUCACGAUCACGCCACUAUCGGUGCUCAGGAUCUUCAGGGCUGGCAGGAGGUCCAUCAGGCCUGUCGAAAUAAUUUAGUACAACACCUUGACCACCUUCUUUUCUACGGGGCUGAUAUGAAUACAAGAAAUGCGUCUGGGAAUACUCCUCUGCACGUAUGCGCUGUCAACAACACAGACUCGUCGUGCAUUCGACAACUUCUUUUCCGAGGUGCUCAAAAAGACAGUCUCAACUAUGCAAAUCAAACACCGUACCAGGUCGCCGUGAUCGCUGGUAAUAUGGAUCUAGCGGAAGUUAUUAAAAAUUAUCAAGCCGAAGAAGUUGUACCGUUUAAAGGGCCUCCACGCUACAACCCGAAACGCCGCUCUAUGGCUUUUGGCGGUAUGACGACAAGCUGUUCGGCUAGCAACCUGGGAACUCUUACCAGAGUACCGUCUACCGAUCAGCAGCAUGACGUGUCGGGUCCUCUCAUUACGAGAACAAUUUCCAUUGAAGAGUAUGCCGGAGUGACAUUGACGAGGAUGCAGCACGCGGAGACGCAUAGCGGUAUAAAAAAUAUCGCGGCUAGAACACCGUUCGCCGAAGAAUUUACUGCAGGCACUUUGACCAGAAUUCCCUCGAUCGAACAAUACAAUUCUGGAGUUCGCACGCUGUCAAGAAUCCCAUCAGUCGAACACUACCCUCCUACGAAAAUGAGCGAAUUGCGCAAGAGCAGCCUAACCAGGUUACCGUCCAUGGAUCAAAGUGUCGGUGUGUCCAGAACAGAAUUUGGAACCCUCCAAAGAAUCCCGUCCGAACAACACUUGGGAGCCCUGGUCAGAAUACAAUCUGAUCAGCCUAACCUUGGCACCCUGGCUAGAACCGAACAGUUGAACACGCUCGACCGGAUACCGUCCGAAUACCAGAAUCCUAAUAGCUUAAGAGAUCCGAACACAAGAUUCCCACCUUCGGAGCACUAUCAAAACCUAAGAAUUGAGGGCCUCUCAAGGUUACAAGAGCAUAGGAUCGAGUUACAGCAUCGUCUGGACAUUCAUCGGACGAUGGACCUUCCACCAUCUCCAUCCCCAAGUAACAGAAGUCUCGCCCCAUUCAGCUCUGCUAGUUCUAGCCUGUCAGAGGGCAGCAAUCAACCGUCCGGCGAAGACUCAGCCAGCAUAGUUACAGACAAAAGCUUGGGUGAUACAGCAUCCGACGUUAUCAGCGAUAGCUCUGGUGUCGGUACAUCGCAAUCAGACACAACAAACUCUCUUUCAAUUCCUGGAACAACGGUCGUUUGUGUCGAAAGUUAUAAUACUGGUAUUAACGGGCACCUCGCAAUCAACCAAGGGGAUAUUCUGGAAGUCACAGGAGCCACGGAUUGCGGGUUGCUGGAAGGAAUUCUAAGGGGGCAAGGAACCGGUCUAUUUCCAGCGCACUGCGUACAAGAAGUGAGGCUGAGACAUACGAAUAUUCCAUUGGGUCCGCAAGCUACCAGAGAAGGACGAAACAGGGUAUUGGGACGUAGAGAAUCGCAGCAUAAAUACUUUGCAACCGCUCCACGUUUGAAGAAACCAGUGACGACGGAACCUCGUACCGUCGUGCUACACAGAUCCAGAAAGGGCUUUGGUUUUGUAUUACGUGGAGCAAAAGCCACCUCACCACUAAUGGAGUUAACUCCGUCGACCAGAUAUCCCGCUUUACAGUAUCUCGAUGAUGUGGAUCAGGGCGGUGUUGCAGAUAUUGCCGGACUGAAAAAAGGGGAUUACUUGAUCCAGAUAAAUGGCGAAGAUGUGACAACAGCUUCGCACGAGCACGUUGUGGAUCUGAUAAGAAAAUCUGGUGAACUUGUUCGUAUGUGCGUUGUUUCGGCUGUUGUCGGACUUCCAAAUUCUCAGUCUGCCGCAGCAUUGCCCAUUAGUCAGCCAAUCCAAAGGCAAUACGCGACACUGCCGAGGAAAGGAAACAAUAAUGUGGUCAUUGGUGGCACUCUUGGUAGGUCACCGGCACCAAUGCCGCCGAGAAGAGAUCCUAAAACAACGUUAAGCGUCGGAAGGGCUAGAGCUCGAUCCAUGGUCGCUGGAUUGGAGGGCGGCGGAGAAAAGGAUGAUGGAGAUGAAAUAGCUUCCACAGGUGCCAAGUCCAGUAGUGCAGAGUCGAUACAUUUGCCCCAACAACCAUUGACAGGAUCGAACACCGGGCAGAGUACGCCUGUCCAACCGAGAACGGCUAGCAUUCGUUCAAGGCCAACGUCUAGUCGUAUCACUGCUGCCGAACUUGAGGAGUUGUUCCAGCGACAACAGGGUAGUGCUACUGGUCAGUAUGGCUCGUCAAUGAUGAGCUCCCACUUUCAAACUGGAAACCAUGCGACUAAAUCUCACCCUUCAUCACCGGCAAAAUCUGGUCGUGUAUACGCCAGUGUGGCAGACAUGAAAAGGAAGGGAAAGUCGAACUCGAAGGUACGGUUCUUUGGUGGAUUGGGAGGUGGUUCCGAUCUUCACAGGGAUUUCCAUAGCACUCCGGAUUUGAACAUACAAGCGCAUUCUUAUAUUAUCGUCCCAAAAGGUCAUCGUAGUCAAGAGGAUGUGAAUGUGCUCGCCAGCAGAAAUGCUCUACCUCCACCAAAUCAUCCUCCCCCGCCUCCACCUGUUGGUCAGGUUGUCAAAGUGAACGUUGGCACUAGUGCGUCCGAUGUGGUAACACCGGCUGCAUCGGUUUACGAUAACAUAGCGCAUAUCCAACAAGUCAAAGAAUUGGCUGCAGCAACACCAGAAUCUGUGUAUGGCAUCAUGUCCAGCUUUCGUCCAACCAAUAGUGCCAAGUUGUACGCGUCGCCUGAAGACACAAAGACAGUAGGCUACCGCUCUCGCAGCUUGCCGGCGCACUCGGCAAGGCCGCACGUCAGGAAGUCUCACAGUCUCAGAACUCCGAACAAUUCAACAUUCAAACCACCUGGCCAGAGUAACAACCAGUUGACUAAGAAUCAGUACGCCCAGCCGUUGAAAACAAAUAGAAGUAACAAUACCGCAGGUCCUAGAGACAGGAAAAAGAAAGGUGGCAUGACAACAAGUUCGUCCGCAACGAAUUUAGCAGCACCGCCUAUACCCGAGCCAGAUUACAGCCUCUCAGAAUCGGAAAAUGAUGAAACCGACGGUGAAUCAGACAUUGCCAAGGCGUUGGAAAAAGCGGCAGCGAGGGAAAAAAUAGAAUCUGCCAAAGAAACGUCGGGGAACUCGAACGACUCUGGCAGCUCUUCCGGAAGCAGUUCGAUUCCACAUUCGUUCAGCGUUGAUGAAAUUCAAAAGGUCAGGACGCAGCUUAAGUCAUCUAAGAGCUAUCCUAAUGACUUUUUGUUGCAACAGACCCAACAGCUGAUGGAAGACGGUGACAACAGCUCUAGCGGUGUGAGCUCUGAUCAAGACGUGCCGGUCGGACCGCCGACAGGGUUUGACGACUCCCGGAACGAGAACAAUACCCACCCCAUGCCAGCGGAUAAAGAAAGUAACCCAAAGAGAAUGAGCUACAGCAGCGGGAUGCUGACCAGGCAUGCCGUCAGCCUGGCUCAGCUACCCCCGCCGAUAGAAGCCGAAGCCGACGAACAGAACAACGAUUUAUUUGUCCCACCUCCACCGGAAUUUAAUGCAGGGCCAUCGUCAGGCAGUAGCGACGAGCCGGUGUUUGCACCACCGCCUCAGUUUUGCGACAACAGGCAGCAAAACCGUGUAAAAAUAAUCGGAGCUAUCCCUAAAGUUGGAAAUAAUCAAGUAAAACCGCCCAGUGGAAGAUUGCACAGUCAGUGAACGGCUUGUUGGUGUUAUGACUGCAGAACUGCUGUGCGCGUGUGAAUGCUGUAUACGUACGUACAUACAUAAAUACACGGAACGCGCAGAACUUGAUGUGCAUAUACGUAUGUGAUGCCUGUAUACAUUGGUCUUGAUGGACAAACUUAUAUUCAUAUUGUCCUUGUACGGCACAUAUAUAUACAUUGUAGUUGUUUUCUUUACUACAGACACCGCUCAAGAGCCUAAUAAAACUGCACAAUCACAAAGUCAUAAAAAAUGUUUGUAGUUUUUAAUAAUAUAAGCAAAUGCAUAAUUAUUACCAUCAACAAAGCAUGAGCUUAUCGCGAAUUCUCGCCGAUACAUUCUUGUACUGCAAUACUCGACUUGUUAAAUAGUAGUCUUUAUUCCUUCCAUGCAUAAAUCUGUUCCUAAGAAUUAUUUCAUUGUAAAGUAAACUAUCAUAGUCUGACAAAACUAUUAGUAAAUGUGGGAAACUAUUUAUUCCCGGCUGAAAAUUGAUAUUUGAUUGUGUUUCAAGUUCUCAUAUCUUCUGUUGAAUUUUCGAAACAAAAUAUCUCUGCUCAUACUUAACUACUAUCAUUGUCAUAGAGUUUCACAUUCAUAGACUAAUAACUGCCCAGAUAAGCAGUUCAACAAUCGAUGGUUCUUGGGUACAGUAUCCUGUUUCAUUGUAUAUUUUAAUAUACAUAUAUUGAUAAUGAAGAAUAUUGGAAUGCACACAGUUGUAUGUUUGUCACUAGUAAUAACUAUAAAUAAGUAUUGCUUUAAACGUGAGUUAUUUCUACAAACGACGUCCAUGAUGCUUCAUCUCUCUGUUGUAAAUUAUUUUUUUCCCAUGUGCGUAUCAAUCCAACUUUAUAAUAAUUCAUUGUACAUGUUCAAAUAGAGUCAAAUCAGGGUCGAUAAAUAUUCAUGCGCAAGCAAAAAAAAAAAAACAAGAAAACAAUGUAUAGGUAUGCAAGUGUGUAAGUACGCAUCUUACGUAGAUACAUGAUUGCGAGGAAGAAUUAUGGUGAUACGUACCAUGUAUACCUUACAAUCAAGCCUACAUAAAUAUUGUACUAUAAUUGAGUAGAGAAAAGUUUAUCGAACUGUACUUCGUAAUACUUUGCAUACGGUUUUUGUUAACCUCGUUAAUAGUUAUUUAUACAGCUAUUUCCAGUUAUUGCAUCACAACAAUAGAAAUUUCAUUUGUUAGAAUUCUCUUUUAGUGUAUAUUUGUGUGUAAUGUAUAGUACAUGCCUACACCAUAGCAACUUUAUAAAGAGGCAAAUUAGAUUUGCGACAUGUGCAUACAGAAGUUCGAUCCAAGGGAAUUGGUUUGACAUAUUUGAUUCCUCUGACGAGACUCACGUAUCGAAAAAUAUAAGUAUGUUUGAAAAUUUA
This is a messenger RNA of Neodiprion virginianus, 6574 nucleotides long. It is a transcript of the gene Prosap, whose product is annotated as protein shank-like. Bases 623 to 5185 code for a protein of 1520 amino acids. The record is from RefSeq and is a predicted model, not a curated record. Gene Ontology annotation, molecular function: ionotropic glutamate receptor binding; synaptic receptor adaptor activity. Lineage: Eukaryota; Metazoa; Arthropoda; Insecta; Hymenoptera; Diprionidae. Gene Ontology annotation, cellular component: postsynaptic membrane; postsynaptic density; dendritic spine. The transcript is spliced from 18 exons.